Periophthalmus magnuspinnatus is the source of this 2428-nucleotide messenger RNA. RefSeq names its product DNA methyltransferase 1 associated protein 1 (gene dmap1). NCBI's taxonomy places the organism in Eukaryota, Metazoa, Chordata, Actinopteri, Gobiiformes, Gobiidae. The coding region runs from base 347 to 1792 and encodes 481 amino acids. The record is from RefSeq and is a predicted model, not a curated record. Gene Ontology annotation, molecular function: transcription corepressor activity. Gene Ontology annotation, biological process: chromatin remodeling; negative regulation of transcription by RNA polymerase II; DNA repair. The transcript is spliced from 10 exons. Gene Ontology annotation, cellular component: Swr1 complex; NuA4 histone acetyltransferase complex; nucleus.
UACACACCAUUUUCCAACAAAACAAAACACAGGGCACGACAACGGAGGAAGUGGUCCCUGACUAGCGUUAACCAUAUUUAUUUGUGGUUUAAUUCGUACUAGAUAAGCAUAUUUCACAAUUAUAAUACGGUCACAUCCCCUAAAUAUUCUGAACGUCUAGACUUAUUGCCAUAAAUGUCGCUGUUUUGAUUGUAGACCCCAUAGCUACUUUAUUGUAUCGUCAAAAUGCUAAUGCUAGCAUCUUAGCAGUAAUCAUUGUACUGUUGAGGUGCUGCUCUCGCUAUUACAUUUUUGUAUUGACUAAUAAAUUGAAGCAAAAGCGUCGAGAUCGUAAUAUAUCCAAAUUAUGGCUACUGGAGCUGAUGUGAGAGACAUUUUGGAGUUAACCGGAGGAGAGAACGAUGGUCCCAUCAGUAAGAAAGACCUCAUCAACUCGGAUAAGAAGAAAAGCAAAAAGUCUUCAGAAACGUUGACUUUCAAGAGGCCAGAGGGCAUGCAUCGGGAGGUUUAUGCUCUUCUCUAUUCAGAUAAGAAAGAUGCCCCACCUCUUCUACCCAGUGACACUACUCAGGGCUACAGAACAGUCAAAGCCAAAUUGGGUUGCAAAAAAGUACGUCCCUGGAAGUGGAUGUCUUUUUCUAAUCCAGCCCGUAGGGAUGGUGCCAUAUUUCAUCACUGGAGACGUGUUGCAGAGGAGGGAAAGGACUAUCCAUUUGCUCGAUUCAACAAGACAGUGCAGGUACCGGUCUACUCUGAGCAGGAGUAUCAGCUGCAUUUACAUGAUGAUGGUUGGACCAAAGCAGAAACUGAUCACCUAUUUGACUUGUGCAAACGUUUUGACCUUCGCUUCAUAGUUGUUCAUGAUCGUUAUGAUCACCAGCAAUACAGGAAACGUUCAGUGGAAGACCUAAAAGAGCGCUAUUACAGUAUAUGUGGGAAGCUCACAAAGGUCAGAGCAGCUUCAGGGACAGAGCCUAAGAUUUACAUAUUUGAUGCUGGACAUGAGAGACGUCGCAAAGAACAACUUGAGAAGCUUUUCAACCGAACACCUGAACAAGUGGCAGAAGAAGAAUACCUUAUUCAAGAGCUCAGAAAGAUUGAGACAAGAAAGAAAGAACGUGAAAAGAAAGCCCAGGAUUUACAGAAACUUAUAAAAGCAGCUGACACGACCACAGAACUGAGACGUGCUGAAAAGAGAGUUUCCAAAAAGAAACUUCCCCAGAAAAGAGAAACAGAAAAACCAGCUGUACCUGAGACUGCGGGUAUUAAAUUUCCUGACUUUAAAUCAGCUGGAGUCACACUUCGGAGUCAAAGGAUGAAACUGCCAAGCUCGGUAGGCCAGAAGAAGAUCAAAGCCAUUGAGCAGAUGCUAGUUGAUCUUGGAGUUGACCUUAACCCGCUACCUACAGAGGAGAUUGUUCAGAUGUUUAAUGAGCUCCGUAGUGACCUGGUACUCCUCUAUGAGCUGAAGCAGGCACACAGCAACUGUGAGUAUGAACAGCAGAUGUUGCGCCAUCGAUACGAGGCGUUGCUGAAGGCAGGCAGCGGAGGAGCUGCUACAGCAGUUGUAUCAGUAGCAACGACACAGAGUGGAGAGGUCAACUCUACAAACAGCACAACUGCAUCCACACCAAGUGCCGAAGGCCAGCCCUGGCCUGGUGCAGACGACAUCAAGGUGGAAGCCAAGGAACAGAUCAUUGAUGUGGUAGGAGCACCACUCACUCCCAACUCGCGCAAACGGAGAGAAUCAGCCUCUAGCUCAUCUUCUGUGAAAAAAAUGAAGAAACCUUAAGAAGGAGUCUCAUGUUGGAGGAUUAAAGGAGCAUUUGAGCAUCUCUGAAGACUGGUCAGUUACAAAUCCACAAGUGAAACCAGGGGCAAGGGAGAAUAGACUAUGUUAUAGUUUGGUAAAUGCUUCACUGACAAAGAUGGACAUAAAGACACUGCUGUUCUCUUGCUAAUGAGACCUCACCAACCCUUCUCCAUCUGGCUUUGCCACCAUCGCUUUCAUAGAAGCAACAACUGAGUGACAUUUCAUUCCAUUACCUUUCCACUUCUUGCUUCCACCCUCGCUCCACCUUAGAUGAGGCAAGAUCAACUGUAAAUUGCCAAGCUGAGCUAAUCAGAACAUGUUGGGAAGCUUGGAAACCCGAGGUAAUUGAAAUGAAUGAAUUUGGAUGAAAGAAGAAAACUCCUGGAGUUAAAGCAUGAAGCCCCAAUGCUUAUUUGGCACCUAUGAGUUUUCUCCUUUCUAAUCAUGGCAGAGCAAUUAUUGGAAAUUUGUUAUUUGUCCGUAUGUCUGUGCCUCCCUUCUGAAAGAGGUUUCAUCUGCCUGUGUUGGACAUUUGGUGCUGGCUUCGUGACCUUGAAGAUGCGUUUCUAAAUGAUUAAUUAAACUGAAUUGCUUUUUCCAUGUGUUGUGUAAUAA